Anoplophora glabripennis (Asian longhorned beetle) is the source of this 1782-nucleotide messenger RNA. It is a transcript of the gene mAChR-A, whose product is annotated as muscarinic acetylcholine receptor DM1. Gene Ontology annotation, cellular component: synapse; plasma membrane; dendrite. The transcript is spliced from 7 exons. Bases 1 to 1782 code for a protein of 593 amino acids. Gene Ontology annotation, molecular function: G protein-coupled serotonin receptor activity; G protein-coupled acetylcholine receptor activity. NCBI's taxonomy places the organism in Eukaryota, Metazoa, Arthropoda, Insecta, Coleoptera, Cerambycidae. The record is from RefSeq and is a predicted model, not a curated record. Gene Ontology annotation, biological process: G protein-coupled receptor signaling pathway, coupled to cyclic nucleotide second messenger; adenylate cyclase-inhibiting G protein-coupled acetylcholine receptor signaling pathway; chemical synaptic transmission.
AUGAACUCGUCGCCGACGGAGAACACGUCUGACACCUUAGCUCCGCACGAGGCUAUCUACUCACUCACACAAGUCGUCUUCAUCGGCACUAUAGCGGGUCUUCUGUCCGUCGUCACCGUAGUAGGCAACAUUAUGGUGAUGAUCUCAUUCAAGAUCGACAAGCAGCUGCAGACGAUAAGCAACUACUUCCUCUUCUCUCUCGCCGUGGCCGACUUCGCCAUAGGACUGAUCUCCAUGCCCCUCUUCACCAUAUCCACGCUGCUCGGCUACUGGCCCCUGGGGCCCCUCGUCUGCGACACCUGGCUGGCCCUGGACUACCUAGCCAGCAACGCCUCUGUGCUCAACCUGCUCAUCAUCAGCUUCGAUCGCUAUUUCUCGGUCACCAGGCCACUCACUUACAGAGCCAAGCGGACCACCAACAGGGCUGCAAUCAUGAUCGCGUGCGCUUGGGGAAUAAGCCUCCUACUCUGGCCACCUUGGAUUUACAGCUGGCCCUACAUCGAGGGCCAGCGGACUGUACCCGACAACGAAUGCUACAUCCAAUUCAUUGAAACGAACCACUAUAUCACCUUCGGGACGGCGAUCGCAGCUUUCUAUGUGCCAGUCACUGUCAUGUGCUUCCUAUACUGGCGGAUAUGGAGAGAGACAGAGAAAAGACAGAAAGACCUUCCCAACCUGCAGGCUGGCAAGAAGGACAGCAGUAAAAGGAGUAAUUCCAGUGACGAGGCCAACAAUGCCUGUUCGACGGUGGACCUGGAGGACUGGAGGAGGCCAAGGUCGGAGUCGUCGACGGGGGCAGACACGGACUCGGUCUACAUGCACGGGUCGGUCCUGGUGGAUCACCACAAGAGGAAAAGGCCGCGCCGACGAGGCUGGCUGUCGGGAGUGUGGCGGAUACGAGCGUGGUGCGUGGCGUGGUGGCACUCCGGCCGGGAGGACAGCGACACCGAGGAGGAGAGCCCCAGCGAGCAGGGCCAGGGCUGCAUCACCCCGGUCUCUCUGGACACCCCCCUGCAGAGCUCCGUAUCCAGAUGCACAUCGCUCAACGUAAUCAGGGACCCCUAUGUAACCAGUCUCUCAACACAACGCGAUCACGCAUUGAACCAGGCCAAUAUGACCCCGACGCGACUGGCGCCCAGGGACUCCCGCAGCCUGCCCACGACGAACCGCUUGACGGGCCGCUCGGUCUCCAGCGACAGCGUCUACACGAUCCUGAUCCGACUGCCGGGGGAGCCGGGGGAAGGCGCCAACUGCAACGAGGGCCCCUCCAUCAAAAUGAUCCCCGAGGUGUCGCCUCGCAACCACACCGACGCGGCCGACUACUCCCACAGCCAAAACCAGAGCAACCACCUCAACAGGAGGCCCUCCGCCAUGACGGACAUCCGAAUCCCGCUGAACGCCAAAAUCAUACCCAAACAGUUGGCUGGCAAGACCCUACUCGCCAACGCCACCAAGAACCAAGGAAAGAAGAAGAAGAAAACGCAGGAGAAGAAGGCCGACAAGAAGGCAGCCAAGACGCUGUCAGCCAUCCUGCUGACGUUCAUCAUCACGUGGACGCCGUACAACAUCCUGGUGCUGCUGAAGCCGGUGACGUCGACGAGUGCCCGCAUCCCGCCGCAGCUCUGGGAUUUCUUUUAUUACUUGUGCUACAUAAACUCCACUAUUAACCCUGUGUGCUACGCCCUGUGCAACGCCAGUUUCAGGCGAACGUAUUUGCGGAUCCUCCAGUGCAAAUGGCAUAACAGGAACCGCGCCGCCAUGAACCGCGGCUAUUACAAUUAG